CACUUCCUGGUUGAGCUGUUCACGGCGGAGCCCCGGAGCGGGGACUGCCGGGGGCCGGCGGGCGGGCAGGGAUGCACCGCCGCGGGGUGGGCGCCGGCGCCAUCGCCAAGAAGAAGCUGGCUGAGGCCAAAUAUAAGGAACGGGGCACUGUCCUGGCCGAGGACCAGCUGGCCCAGAUGUCAAAGCAGCUGGACAUGUUCAAGACCAACUUGGAAGAAUUUGCCAGUAAACACAAGCAAGAAAUCCGGAAGAAUCCUCAGUUCCGGUUGCAGUUUCAAGACAUGUGUGCCACCAUUGGGGUUGAUCCUUUGGCCUCUGGAAAAGGAUUUUGGUCUGAGAUGCUGGGCGUUGGAGACUUUUAUUAUGAGCUGGGUGUUCAGAUUAUUGAGGUGUGCCUGGCACUGAAGCAUCGGAAUGGAGGUCUGAUCACUCUGGAGGAACUACACCAGCAGGUGUUGAAGGGAAGGGGCAAGUUUGCUCAGGAUGUCAGCCAAGAUGACCUCAUCCGGGCCAUCAAGAAACUGAAGGCCCUGGGCACCGGCUUCAGCAUCAUUCCUGUGGGAGGCACUUACCUGGUCCAGUCAGUUCCAGCUGAGCUCAACAUGGAUCAUACUGUGGUGCUGCAGCUAGCAGAGAAAAAUGGUUAUGUGACAGUCAGUGAGAUCAAAGCAAGUCUCAAAUGGGAGACAGAGAGAGCUCGGCAAGUGCUGGAGCACCUACUGAAAGAAGGGCUGGCCUGGCUGGACCUGCAGGCUCCAGGGGAAGCACAUUACUGGCUGCCAGCUCUCUUCACAGACCUGUACUCCCAGGAAAUCACAGCUGAGGAAGCCAGGGAGGCCCUCCCCUGAUUCUAGGAGGAAGCAGACCAGUGAGAAGAGUGGAGGAAGACAGGGCAAGAUCUACCAAGGCAGCCUGAACAAUAAACAUUUUUGUAAGAAAAUGGUGGUCCCAAGUUGCCACUCUUCCUCAAGGUUUUUUAAUACCUAAGGUUUUCCAUUAAUGGAGGAACAUUCUUGUAACUACUAUCAUCCCUGGCACUUUUGUAUUCUUUUUUGUUUUUCAAAAUACUAUUAUCCUAAUAAUAACAACAACUGUGGAAGAGGUAGGGCAAAAGUGGAAACUGAGGCCCAGAAGUAUAGGGUGGAAAUUCUAUGAAUUCACAGAUGAGUUGAGCCCAGGAAUCCGGUUCUGUCUUCCAGCCCAUUCUUUCAAGUGCUUCGUAAACAUCUAUAAGGAUGCAAACCAUAAACAAGCCUGUUUUUUACUAGCUUAAUGCUCAUUCAUUGAUUUGUCAAAUCAAAGUCUUUUGCUCCCCAGAAGUCUUCACAGAACUGUUUCUUCACUCAGCACAGGAGUUAUUAAAUAAAUAAUAAGAAUAGGAUGCCAGAGUAUCACCCCAAAGUAGUUCUGGAUUAUCCACAAAGGGGCUCCUCUUAGUCCAAGACAGUGGCUAGGGGACAGAAACGUCAUUUAGGCAAAUAACCAUUUCCUUUACUAUCCUCCCCUGCCCGCCCCACCACCCCAAGACUCGGGCUUCUCCAUCUUGGGGUAAGUUUUCCACAAGCCUGACUGAAACCGAGACAGCUUUCACCCCACUAAACCAUAUCCUGAAGUAACAGAACCAGUUUCCAGCAAAGAUUCUAAUAGCUGCUAACUGGGAGGCUCCCAGGUGCUUCCCACCCACCCCACCCCCCCAGUCUGUCUUCCAAGAACAAUAGCCAACGGUUCCCCAACAAUUUAAUGGACUUUUCUGCAUUGUCUUCAAAGGUGGCAAGCUCUAUUAUGGUGACAGAUGCUCCUUGUCCAUGUAGCCUAACAUGCCAGUUCCAUUUUAUUCUCUGUACUCUAUCCAUAUGCCUGGCAAUGACAUAGUACCCAAGGGCUAGGUACCAUGCUCAUCUGAGGUGGUCCUAAUGGCCCCUUCCACACCCACAGCAACCUCCUUCUGCCAAAACAAACUUUAUUGCACAAAAAAUCAUUUAUGUACAGUCAGAUAUAAAGAUGUCUCUUUGAGUGA
This is a messenger RNA of Trichosurus vulpecula (common brushtail), 2017 nucleotides long. It is a transcript of the gene SNF8, whose product is annotated as SNF8 subunit of ESCRT-II. The coding region runs from base 72 to 848 and encodes 258 amino acids. The record is from RefSeq and is a predicted model, not a curated record. Gene Ontology annotation, cellular component: ESCRT II complex. The transcript has 8 exons. Lineage: Eukaryota; Metazoa; Chordata; Mammalia; Diprotodontia; Phalangeridae. Gene Ontology annotation, biological process: protein transport to vacuole involved in ubiquitin-dependent protein catabolic process via the multivesicular body sorting pathway.